UGCAGCGAGGCAGUCAGUGCGCCUGAAAGAGCGAGAGAGAGCCACAAACUGUCAGAGAAGAGCAGAGUUUGCGCUCCCUGAUUUUCCACUGCUUUCCCUCGUCUCCACAUUUGCGAGGAGAGGAAAGAAAAAAGAAGGAAGCAUUGAGAUCAGCACGUGUGUUUUCAGUUUUUUUAAAUUCUCUGUGACCCCUCGAGUUCAGAGAGAUCCUUAAUGACUUCAGGCUACUCACAAACCUGAGGCCAAUAUUUCUUGCUCUUAACUUCCUCCCAUCUUAACCAUACCCAUACUGGAUUUAGGGAGUGAGCGGGCAGUAGGCGGGUGCCAGGAGGCGCCCGGCCCGUGCGUGUGGGCCGGUGUAGCGCUGGAGUGGGUGCAGGGGAACUGGACUGCAGGGCCGAGUGGGAGCGCUGGUCCUGGCGACGGUCCCGAGGGCGAGGAGGCCGGCUCAGGCUCCGGGUUCGGGUCGGGGUAUGGUGGCGCAGAGUGGGCCGAGGGUGGAGCAAUGCUGAGCGCGAUCUGGGAGACAGAGGGGCUGCAGACGGUGGGCAUCGUGGUGCUGGUGUUCGCUUCGAUCAAGCUGCUACACCUCCUGGGGCUCAUCAGCUUCUCAGAGGACAGCGUUGAAGAUGAGCUUGAACUAUCUGCAGUCCGUCAUCGCCCCGAGGGCCUGGAACAGCUUGAAGCCCAGACACGUUUCUCCCGCAAGGAACUACAGAUCCUUUACCGCGGCUUCAAGAAUGAAUGCCCCAGUGGAGUCGUCAACGAAGACACUUUUAAAGACAUCUACGCGCAGUUCUUCCCGCAAGGAGAUGCUUCGACAUAUGCACAUUUCCUGUUCAAUGCAUUUGACACAGAUCACAAUGGCUCUGUGAGUUUCGAGUUUCAGCAGUUUCAAAAGGAGGAAGCCCUGUCCAGCACUGAAGUCUCCUACAGAACUACAUCAAACGAUUUUGUUAUGGGCCUUUCUAUCCUCCUGCGAGGCACAAUCCAGGAAAAACUCAACUGGGCUUUCAACCUGUAUGAUAUCAAUAAAGAUGGAUAUAUCACUAAAGAGGAAAUGCUAGACAUCAUGAAGGCCAUCUACGACAUGAUGGGGAAAUGCACAUACCCUGUCCUUAAAGAGGAGACUCCUCGUCAGCAUGUAGAAGUAUUCUUUCAGAAGAUGGAUAAGAAUAAAGACGGAGUGGUAACCAUAGACGAGUUCAUCGACUGCUGCCAAAAUGAUGAAAACAUCAUGCGAUCAAUGCACCUCUUUGAAAAUGUUCUUUAACUUUUGGCUGACUGUGGAGGCUUUGGAAGAGAACAUCAUCUUUUUAGCUUGGCCCAAUAACUGACUUGGACUCAUACUGUGUACAGAGUGCUAUGCAGACUUUUGACCGUAGAUAAAAUAUUGUUCAUUACUGUGGGCCACAAGUAGGAGUAGGCAAUAUGGUGUGAACACUCUGGAAUGAGUUGCCUUUUGAACAUUUUAUUGAAUAAGUUGUAGAAUUUUGUGACAUAAAAAAAACAAACAGAAGGGGGGUGAGGGGGUUUGAAGCUAUAGGCUCUGUUGAAUUUUCAAAGUGAAACCAUCUCAACUUUAAGGUUGAUUUCCACCACUUUCUAUUUGCUGAACACCGAGUUCUGCAUACUGUGUUAGCCUGCGGUAUUAUAAACUCACAGGAAAAAAAAGACAUGUCUGAUGAAGGGGUUUAGACCGGUUCCUUCUAUCUGUGUUGCAGCCUUGACUUGUUUUAUUUACUGCCAGGUGAAAUCACUGUGACUUUUUACAGUAUCAAAAACUAAAAAAAACAAAAAAACUGAACAAAAUAUCUGAUGUCUCUGUUUUGACAUUCCAGACUGGCUCUCAAUUCCAGAGUGUUCUUACCCCCGACUUAGUUAACCAUUGUGGCGUCUUUUUGCUCUUUUGAAGGGAGCAUUUAGAGAAAAAAACAUAUAUCGUACCAUUUUCAAUUGUAUAUACUAUAGAUAAAACAUUAGAUAAGAACUCUUAGACACUUUUCAACUUGGUUCAUGUUUACUUGCCAACUAGAAUGAGACAACACAAGGAUUGUAUUGAUGUCAAAACCGGACCAUAAAUUGAUGGUUUGUCUACAGAAGCACACAUUAUUUACCAUGAGUAUAACGUUAGACAUCGAUAUCUUUGUCAUAAGAUAAAUGCUGCUUUCAGUGUAUUUCAUUUAACCCUAUGUAUGUAUAUUCCCUGUAAAGUAAACCAUCUAUCAAUAUGUUUUUUUGUUUGUUUUUGAAGCACUGUGUAGGAGUUUACAGUAAGAGCAGUGCUUGAGGUUAUUUAUAUGCUAUUAUGGUCAUUGUAUAAAAGAUUGGCAGUUGUACAGCAUUAAAUGAAAGUUUGCUCUUUAGAUUUGUUGUUUAGAUUUGUUGAUAUAAUUCACAGAAAGAGCAGUGGGGUUUGGUUGUUGAUACGAACACUGUAACUUUGUAUUAUACUCAUCAUUUUUGGGUUGUCUGCUAAUACACUUCCUGCUGUUUCCCUCCUUGUCGUCCUGCGGGCUCAAGUCUAGCUGCCCACACCAAUUUAGCCUGAUUGGUUCCUGCUGCCUGUGAUUAAAGCAUUGCUUGGCCCCAAAUGUGAGCAAACACAAGGCAUGCUGGGUAAAAGUAUCACUCACUGACUUCCUCUUGCUCAUUGGAAACUACUGGAUCACUGAGAGAAGGCUCUGGACAUUAUGUUAGUAAGUUGCAAUAUGACUUCUUUUUCACAAUGACUUGGAUAUUGGAUACAGGAAGAAUCCAUCAAACCAGCUACAUACUUGAGAAUUGGUUGAUUUGUUUGUUUUUUUUUUGGUGAAUACUUUGCAGCAUUUUGACAGUUUAUCAUGUCAUUUUUCGUUCAAAGUGUUCAUCCAGUAUGUCUCUAUCUCUACUCUGUAUUACUGGGAGUUGUAGUCACAAAUGUAAAAAUCUCCUCAGUGAGGCAUGUUGCUCAUCCAUUCGUUUAGUAAAGAAAAUGGCACAGUUGUAUUCUUUUAUAUAUGUUACUGGAGAUGAUGUGUAUAUUUCCAUCAAAAAAAGCAUCAAACUUGCCAUUUUUUCCGUUGAUUUGUGUUUGUGUGCCUUACUGUUUGUAAAAUGUUGUUUUAUGUUUGGUUGACGUUUUUAUUCUCAGAUGAUUAUGAACUGAUGAAAGGUGUCCCCAGGUAUCCCAGUGGAUGCAGAAACGUACUUUCUGAAAAUAACAAAGCAUUUCUACAUUUCUUCUGUAAAUAAUGUCCAAAGCUCCAGGGUCAGCUAUCUCUGACAAAAGUGAAAAAAUAAACGAUACACCUCAAACUUCCAAA
Siniperca chuatsi (mandarin fish) is the source of this 3305-nucleotide messenger RNA. RefSeq names its product potassium voltage-gated channel interacting protein 4a (gene kcnip4a). Bases 506 to 1273 code for a protein of 255 amino acids. Gene Ontology annotation, biological process: regulation of potassium ion transmembrane transport. Gene Ontology annotation, cellular component: voltage-gated potassium channel complex. Gene Ontology annotation, molecular function: potassium channel regulator activity; calcium ion binding. NCBI's taxonomy places the organism in Eukaryota, Metazoa, Chordata, Actinopteri, Centrarchiformes, Sinipercidae. The transcript is spliced from 9 exons. The record is from RefSeq and is a predicted model, not a curated record.